Molecule: messenger RNA, 2919 nt
Organism: Kwoniella shivajii
Lineage: Eukaryota; Fungi; Basidiomycota; Tremellomycetes; Tremellales; Cryptococcaceae
Exons: 4
Coding region: 1-2919 (972 amino acids)
Biological process (GO): mRNA splicing, via spliceosome
Cellular component (GO): precatalytic spliceosome; U2 snRNP; catalytic step 2 spliceosome
Molecular function (GO): RNA binding; RNA-DNA hybrid ribonuclease activity
Source: RefSeq, a predicted model, not a curated record
AUGAGUCACUUCCCUCCAUUUCCUCCUAGCCAAUCUGGUCGGUAUUCACCGAGGCGAGCAUACGGCGACCGACCACCUUUUCCACCACCAAUGCCGCCUAUACCUCCUCGAGAUUUCCAACCUUACCCAUAUCCCUCGUCUGCACCUCCACCACCACCGUCAGCAUAUCGACCUUACGACAAUUAUCCCCCUGAACCUUCUCGACCGCCAUAUCCACCGUACCAACAGCCUCGUGGUCCUUAUGACGACCACUAUGAUCCAUACCAACCAGCCGUGAAUACUUAUAAUCCUGUUCCUCCGCCAAUGCGCAUACCUCCCCCUGGAUAUCCCUCGACAUCUUCUAUCGACGUUUCCCGACGACCAACAAGACCACCUUCUCCCCCUCCUCGUCGUUCAGGACCUUCUUAUCCUCGAUCAGAUCUGAAGCCUUCCAUCGGUCCUCAAGAUCUCACGCUCUUAACUCAUCCUACAACUGUCAAUAUCGGCGGUUUCACUGCUGCCGUACAUUCUCUUCCUCCUUCACAUUUACCAAUCACCAAAUUCGUUUCUCUCAACCGAGAUGACGCCAUCCAUUUGCACCAUCAACUGUGCUCUUCCCGUACAUCUGUCUGGUAUGCCGAUGGAUCAAGCAGAGCUGGAGAAGCUUGGUGUGCCGCUGUGGAGUGGAAAGUCAACUCGAAUUUGUCUGGAAGUAAGAUGAGAGGUUUCAUUUUAGAAGGGGACGCUUUGGAAUCAGAAUUUGGUGGUAUAUAUAAAGCUGCAGAAGGAUUUAAGGAGCUUCUGCAACAAUCACUCAAAGAUGGUAUUCCUAUUUCUCAUGAGCUUACGGUCUUCUGCGAUUCUCAAGCGGCUAUAAUAGGGAUUGACACUUCUGCAAGGACGGAGGCUAUCAAAUUUGACCAGCUUUGGAGGGAAAUCUGCUCAGAAUAUUUACACGCUCAUAUGACAUUGGUGUGGAUUCCCAAGGAUAGUGGAGUCGAAGGUCAUACGCUUGCGGACAAGAUCGCCACUGUUGGUGCGAGUAACUCUUACCUCAAACGCAGGAAGGAACGGACAUUAUCCGAUUUGUAUAUGCGUCCGGGUGGUGGAGAUCCUGAACCUUCAGCUAGUACUCAACCUGGCCCGUGGCAAAAAGGUGAUUCUGACCCGUCUAGGCACAAGUUGCCUUUUGAUCGACCCAAGCCUAAGCCAGUGUCUCCAGUCAUCAUAUCGAACGAUCUGGAUCCGAGUAGCGCAAACGAUCUCAAACUUGACUUGGGAACUGCAAGUCAGCCAGCGCCUGAUCCAGUGGACGGUGAGGACGAAGGAAUCCAACCUCGUGAAGGAGCGAUAUUUGUCACUCACUUCCCGCACGACGCAUCAGCAAAGGAUAUCGGCAUUCUGUUCGCACAAUAUGGAGAAAUUCUUGCUGUCGAUAUAUUCCACAUCUCCCCGUCUCUUCCUCGUUAUGCCAACGUAACAUACAAUGAUCCCGCUUCAGGUGUUGCGGCCAUCAACGACUUGCAUCGAAAGCUCAUCGACCUGGAAACUCCUUUCGCUCAGGUCAAUCAAGACGAUCUCGUAUUGUGGAGAAAUUGGGGAGGCCAGUUGACUGUAGUCCUUCACGAACCUCCUCGCAUCGUCCCAGCGGCGGUCGAGGCAGACUUCCCAGACCUACCAGACUGGGCUCGGGGAGAUAGAGAUGCGCACAAAAAUGAAGAAGAGGAGACUAUGGAGGUGGAAGGUCAAAUCAAGGAGGAAAGAAGCCCGAGUCCUAAUGAUGUGGGUAAGAAGAGGGAUAGGGAAUUACGAGCUGGCAAUGAAGGAUCUGCAGGGGAAGCCAUUAGAUCACCUUCUCUCAAACGUUUCCGACGGUCGUCUGGGAAUGAUGAGUCUAUUUCCCAGAAGAGUAUUUCAAGUACAAAUGGGUUGGAAGUUGCCGAAGCUAUCUCUAUCGCUGACUUGGCUCACGAAAUUCCCGCUGUGUCAUUGACGAAUUCCACAGACAAUAACAUGCUUGCUGACUCACAAUCUCUUCAAGCAUCUGGUUCAAGUAUCAUAGCUUCUCCAGCCGCCGCUGCCCAUCGUGAUGCACCACCAGCGGUGGUCAUGCCACCAUUCCCUCUCACCUACAAGCCAGAUGAAAGAGCCAAAACAUUGACGCCUCACAAUCUCACCACUCCCUUACCCAUUCCGAACGGGAACUACUCUACUCAUCCCACUUUGCCCCAAGGCAGUAUUUUACCACCUACACCUGUGAUUGCCGAACAACCAGAUACCUUGAAUAAUGUCACGUCAAGAUCUCCGAGACAAUUGACUCCACAAUCCACAACAUCCAACUCUUCCAAACCCACUAUCACCAAUUCAGCCUCGGAAGCUCAAGAGCACCCCAUCAAAGUCAGCGCCAAGGCUCUUCGUGCGCAUAUUAAUUUGGUUCAGAACUCACUUUUGAAACAUGAUGUUAACAACUGGAUCGCUCAUACUUGUCUUAUCUCUCACGAUAUUGAUCAUGCUCGGCGUGCUCUUCAGGCGGAUCUAUACGCUACCGAUGAAUGUUUCAUUUCCGGUCGCGAUUUGGAGCGUCUUCUUGCGACUAGGGGAUUUACUGCCAACAGAGUUGACACCUUUAUCACCAAAGUCCUGAAAGUACUCGAUGGAAUAGCUGCCGCCGAAGAACCGGAAUCUGACAAGUCUGACUCUGAAGAAGAUAUUGAAAGACUACAAGCCGAAUUGACAGAUGUUCUUGCUCCGUUCCCUAAUGAGACUAAGGAGUUGAUGGCUAGUGCUGCCAAGGUAUUGGAAUAUCUCAUGAGAGGAAAAGAGUUGCAAGAGAAGAAAAGGCUCGAAGUGGAAAGACGCGUGAAAGUUCUGGAAGGGAUGGUCAAAGUUGGUGAAGUGGUAGGAGGCGUUGUGAGGUAUUUAUUGACUGAAGACAAAUAA